This is a messenger RNA of Mytilinidion resinicola, 1669 nucleotides long. RefSeq lists its product as uncharacterized. The record is from RefSeq and is a predicted model, not a curated record. The coding region runs from base 155 to 1318 and encodes 387 amino acids. The transcript has 4 exons. Gene Ontology annotation, molecular function: transporter activity. Lineage: Eukaryota; Fungi; Ascomycota; Dothideomycetes; Mytilinidiales; Mytilinidiaceae. Gene Ontology annotation, biological process: transport.
GUUAUCCAGCACUUCUUCAUAUUCACAAUUCACGCACUCCUCGGGACUCUAAGCUACUAGUCGCCCAUCUACUCUUUAUAUUUAGAGGUCCACACUACUUCGAUUUUUCAGGAAUUGCAUUCACCCCUAUUUCUUCCAUCCAGACCCAGGCAUCAUGGAUACACCGAACAUGCACCUCGUCGCGCGGAAACUCUUCGGUGGUCAUGGUGGCAGCAAAAAUCACACCUGCCCUGCACCCGACACCAAUGGCCCUACCAUAGUACCCCUCUUCGGCUCCAUGUCCUUUAAGACUUUCUCGACCGUCGUCGCCGGCGCAACCUCCAUAGUCACCAUUCUCUUAGCACUCACCCUCGUCCUCCGACACGCAACACACUACACCAUCCCCAAGGAGCAGCGCCAGAUCAUCCGGAUAGGCUGCUUCCUCCCCUGGGUCACCAUUUUCGCCUUCUUGAGCGUCGCCUUCGAGUCCAAGGGCUUGUACAUCGCGCCUGGCAUUGACAUCGCGACUGCGCUGGCGCUGUCGAGCUUCCUGCUUUUGCUUUGCAACUACGUCCUGUCGAACCCCGAUGGGCUGCAGGACUUGUUUGGGAAUGAUGUAUACACGGCCCAGAGUCCGGCGUGGCUGAAGAGAUCGUGGUACAUGGUGCUCCAGUUCAUCCCCGUCAGCGUCAUUCUCUGGAUUGCGACCGCCGCGAGUUUGGCAGCUGGGACCUACUGCUCCAACUCUAACAGCAUCUACUUCGUUCACAUCUGGGUCACCGUAAUCAGAGGCUUCUGUACAGGAAUGGCGGUCAUGUCAAUCUUCCGCUUCCACAAGAUUAUGCAUGCGAAACUGGCCCCGCACAAAAUAAUGAUGAAGUUCUUCGCAUUCAAGGGCGUUAUCGUAGUCAUGUUCAUCCAAGCGUUCCUCAUCAGCAUCCUCGUCUCGUCAAAGGUCAUCAAACCAACCAGCCAUCUCACCUACAACAACAUCCAAGUAGGCGUCCCGAAUCUGCUCCUGUGCUGCGAACUGCCCUUCUUCUCCGCCUUCAUCCUCUACGCCUAUCGCGUUACCCCCUACAGCAAGGCCAAGCUCGGAAGCCCUAAAUAUGGCGCUUUUGCGGCAAUAAUCCAGGCGCUGAACUACACGGAUAUUCUGUCCGCUUUCUUCAAGGGGCCGAUGAAGUUGAUAAAGGACCAGGAGGGGGUAAAAGGACGUGAUGGUGAUGGGAUGAUGCCUUUGAUUGCACCACCUGCCUACAACAACGCACAGCCAAUUGCGUACAACAGACAGUCAAACGGCCCGCAUGAUUACGAAUACCAUGGUGUAGGGGCCUGAAGGGGACUUCUCACAAAACGUGGCUGUAUAUGGAGGACAUAUUCGUUUCUGGAUGCAGGAACAGGUGCACUGAAGCGUUGGUAUAUGGAGUCUAGUCCUUCUCGGUCGGUGAGGUGUACGGAGUUGGAAUUUGAACCCUAUUGGGCAAUGAGCGUUAGCAAUGUUGCAAAUCGAUCUGGAUGUAGAUAUCUUUCGCUGUGAAAGAGAAUGGAGCUCAUACUUACGCUACUGGAAGGUUCCAUAUUCAUCUAUAGAAAAUAUCGUAGAUCCGGAUAAGGACAGGAUUACAGAGGGCCUUGAUGUAAGGGAAAUCUCAUAGAUCAUUUCCAAUCAAUUUGUCGAGAUAUUGGA